Molecule: messenger RNA, 1370 nt
Organism: Syngnathoides biaculeatus (alligator pipefish)
Lineage: Eukaryota; Metazoa; Chordata; Actinopteri; Syngnathiformes; Syngnathidae
Product: 4-galactosyl-N-acetylglucosaminide 3-alpha-L-fucosyltransferase 9-like
Exons: 3
Coding region: 123-1217 (364 amino acids)
Cellular component (GO): membrane
Molecular function (GO): alpha-(1->3)-fucosyltransferase activity
Source: RefSeq, a predicted model, not a curated record
UUUUUUUUCAGAAACUGGAAUAUCGCUCGUAUUCCACACCGCACUGUACCCAAAGACUCUGAGGAGGAAAGUGUGCUUUGCUUGGAUUCCCAGCUGCAAGUCAAAUCUACCAGGUCGUAGUAAUGUCAUCGGAACCAGUCCACAGGAUCCAACGACUGCUUCUUCUGGGCGCCGUCAUCCUAGGAUGCUUUGUGACUCUCUUUGUGAUGUAUUUGAACUCGUCUACUGGCUGGCAGUCAGGUACUGUGGAGUCCAUUGCUCCCAGCGAGCACGCCAAGGAGCGCAUCGAGGAUGUCCUGACAAAGAAGGACCACAAUGAGACCACGGUGCUCAUCUGGCUCUGGCCCUUCGGCGAGAAGAUAGAUAAAGUGAAUGUCUGCGCUUCGAAGUUCAGCAUUGACGGCUGCUUCAUCACGACCGACCGAAACCUCUACAACAAGUCGGACGGCGUCAUCAUCCACCAUCGUGACAUCCGCUCCAACUUGUCUCACCUGCCACCGCCACACCAGCGUCCAUCCUUCCAGAAGUGGAUCUGGAUGAAUCUCGAGUCACCGACGCACUCUUCCCAGCUGGCUGUCAUGAAGAACCUCUUCAACCUGACGCUCAACUACCGCCGCGACGCCGAUAUCCCAGUGCCUUAUGGCUCUCUGAUUUUCAUCGAGGGUGUGGACAACUUUGUCCCACCCAGGAAGAACAAGCUCCUAUGCUGGAUCGUGAGCCACUGGAAACAGAACAUGGCGCGUGUCAAGUACUACAACGAGCUGCAGAAGCACAUCAAAGUGGACGUGUAUGGCAAGGCCUUCAACAAGUCCAUCACACGCCAGGAUUAUGUCUCCAUCCUCACCAGCUGCAAGUUCUACCUGGCGUUCGAGAACUCCAUCCACAAGGACUACAUCACCGAGAAGUUCUACAACUCGCUUGGAAUGGGCACCGUACCCGUGGUGCUGGGCCCGUCGCGGCACAACUACGAGAACUUCGUCCAGGGGGACGCCUUCAUCCACGUGGAUGACUUCGCGUCACCCAAGGAUCUGGCUGACUACAUCCUGCAACUGGACAAGAACGAAGAGAGGUAUCGAAGAUUUUUCGAGUGGCGGCGGCACUUUCAGGUAAAGAGGCUGCAUUUCUGGAUAGAGCACGCAUGCGUGGCCUGCGACUACCUGCGCAGGCACAGGAAGUACCAGGUGGUCAAUAACCUGGACACGUGGUUCUGGGACUGAGCCACUUUGUGUGAAUGCUGAAGGCUGUUCUGAUUUGUUUAUUCCUCAUCCUCACCGGGACCUGCACAUUUUCUUUCUGUAUUGAUUCAGUGACCAAUUUUAUUUUCAUCUGUGCCAAUUUUAAUAAGGCUUUUAUUUUCCCCCAAAAUGUAG